AAUCGCAUAUCUUAGCCUUAACUUGUGUAAAUAUAAGAGAGUAACAAUUCAUUUGCCCUUUUCAAUGCAUUUACAGUUAAUAAAUCCAAAUGUUACGUCGAUUUCGACUGUUUUCCGUUUUCAGGGUCAUUAAUGACAUUCUUCGAUUGUUUUCUGAACAAAGAGGCUCGUCCGCUUCAUCCCGCUCAUUAUUGUAGCGCUGCAUUAACAGUUGACCAAUCAGAGAGCGAGAAUCCGCCCCGGCCUGUUUAAAUAUUCAUGAGCCGUUGGCGAGAUCACCAAUCAGCGCGUUCCUCAUGAAUAUGUGAGUGCUUAUCGCAGUACACUGGAGUGGAGUCGCUACGGCGCUGUGUGUUUUCUCAAACAGAAACGGGAGGAUUGACAGAUACAAGCGACGUUUGUGUAUUUUCUCGGAUAAUAUCGCGCUAAUCAUGCCCGGACAGGCGUCGGUGACGGUGGCCAUCGACUCGCAGAAGUCGUCCGCUUUUGUUUUGAAGAAGAUCAUGAAUAUUCCUCCUCCGAACAUACUGGAGGAUCAAGACGACGAUAUCGAGAAGGAGAAACAGGGUUCGACCUGCGAUGGGACGUCAGGCGGCGGCGGUGGUUCGGGGGGCACGGGGAGCGUCUCGGCCUCUCUCACCCCCGCCAUCUGGGACAAAACUAUCCCGUAUGACGGCGAGACCUUCCACCUGGAGUACAUGGACCUGGACGAGUUCCUGCUGGAGAACGAGAUUCCCAUCACAUUGGAGGAGGAGCUGAGCAAGUGUCCGCGAGCCGGAGACACACAGGCUUUAUCUGCACCCUCCGACGAGCCGGCGACCGUCCCGCAGAUGCCUGAGGAGGAACACGAGGACGACGAAGAGUCUGAGGACGACUCGCUCACUGUGAACAUUGAGACGACAGCAGAAGCCAAAGCCGGCCCCGACCGUGUGACACCCACUCCGAUCGACCCAGAGGAGAUCGAGGUGAGCGUGGCCUUCCAGCCGGAUCCCACAGAUCUGGUGCUGUCCAGCGUUCCCGGAGGAGAGCUCUUCAAUCCACGGAAACAUCGCUUCUCUGUGGACGAGCUCAAACCACAGCCCAUGAUCAAGAAAGCCAAGAAAGUGUUUGUUCUUGAAGAGGCGAAGGAUGAGAAGUAUUGGUCGUGGAGGAAGAAGAACAACAUGGCGGCGAAGCGCUCGCGAGAUGCCCGGCGUCUGAAAGAGAACCAGAUCGCCGUCCGCUCCUCCUUCCUGGAGCGGGAGAACGCCGCGCUGAGACAGGAAGUGGCCGAGCUGCGCAAAGACUGCGGCCGCUGCAAGAAGAUCAUGCUGCUGUACGAGGCCAAAUACGGCUUACUGUGAGGGACACGCUUCAGUCUCCCUUAUAAUUCACACCGCAGUUACACAGCCGGGGAUUGUGGGUAUAAUGCGGCGCCGAGCGGGAGGUCGUGUUUUUAAGAGGAUGUUUGAAGGGGCUAGAAGACACAAAACACAUGAUAACACAACAUAACCUUUGACCUCCUCAUACCUCAUAUUCUGCCCUCUCAUUCGGUAUGAAGACGAGAUAAAGUGGCCGAAUGGAGAAGUCGCACAGCUAGCGUUCAAUCUUGACCGUGAAAAAAACGUGACUUUUUUUUUUUUCACAAGACUAUUUUCAGCUAGUUUUAAGCCUGUUUUUUGCACUUGACGCGUCGUCUUAUGUUUGUGUACGAGAGGUUUUUCGCAGAAAACAAGUGCAUGACUCUCGAUAUGAAGCGAUUAUUUUCUUUAUUCCACGAAAGCGAGUGCACUUGAAGAGCAAGUGCGAAUCAGACGGUCUGUGAAGGCGGAGUCUGUAAAUAUACGCUUGUAUCCGUCAGCUAGUGUCGUCGUUCUUCCAGAAUGACCUUACCAUGUGAAAAGCGACACUUCUGUCAUGCAGAUUAACUCUAUAGCGACUGUGCUUCGUUCAAACGCAUCUUCACGGCAGUUAAGCGGGCGCUUAUUGUAAUGCGAGCGUCUGCGCUGGAGUUUAACUGUGAGUGACUGAUCAACUGGAUCUGGUUUGUUUUCAGGGUUUAAUCCAGGGGAAUAAUGUGUGAUGCAUCUUUACCUCAGAUUAGAUGUUUCUGAUGAGUGUUUUUUAUUUAUUUAUUUAAAACUAUUUUUUAUUCGGGCAGCUCAGCAUCCGUUAAAACACAAGCGUAAUGAAUUUCUAUGUAAAAA
This is a messenger RNA of Sinocyclocheilus anshuiensis, 2186 nucleotides long. RefSeq names its product thyrotroph embryonic factor-like. Gene Ontology annotation, biological process: regulation of transcription by RNA polymerase II. Gene Ontology annotation, molecular function: RNA polymerase II cis-regulatory region sequence-specific DNA binding; DNA-binding transcription factor activity, RNA polymerase II-specific. The record is from RefSeq and is a predicted model, not a curated record. Gene Ontology annotation, cellular component: nucleus. NCBI's taxonomy places the organism in Eukaryota, Metazoa, Chordata, Actinopteri, Cypriniformes, Cyprinidae. The transcript has 5 exons. The coding region runs from base 432 to 1343 and encodes 303 amino acids.